AUGUGCCAGAGACAACCUUCUUUACAACCACUUCCUCCGAAGCCUGACCAAGAGCGGCCCCCCAGCCCACCUUCUUCUGUAGAUUUCUCUAAAAAGAAACGCUACCAGUUGUAUUACCUUGGUGGUAGCA
Molecule: messenger RNA, 130 nt
Organism: Racocetra fulgida
Lineage: Eukaryota; Fungi; Glomeromycota; Glomeromycetes; Diversisporales; Gigasporaceae
Source: the annotation of a GenBank genome assembly